AUGCAAGAGCGACCACUGGCGGGGAAGAUAGCGUUAGUUACGGGAGCGGCCAGCCCGAUGGGGUUGGGGCGGGCGAUGACCGACGCGCUGGUGCGGGCCGGGGCGCGGGUGUCGAUGAUGGACAUCAACCCCGACUGGCUGGGGCAAUCGUCCAACGACCUGCGCGAGAUCGGAGGCGACGACUGCGUGAUGACACAGGUGGUUGACGUGACCUCCCCUCGCGAGGCCGAGGAAGCGGUAGCCCGGACCAUUGCCGAGAUGGGCGGGUUGCACAUACUGAACAACUUCUGGGAGGUGUCGGCCGCAGAGUGGGACCGGGUGAUGGCGGUGAACGCGGGCGGGCCGUUCUACAUGUGCCGGGCCGUGGUGCCGCACUUCCUGGAGCAGGGGUGGGGGCGGAUCAUCGGGGUCACCACCAGCAUGAACACCAUGUAUAACCCCGGCGGCACACCCUACGGCCCGUCCAAGGCGGCCCACGAGGCGCUGAUAGCCAUGGCGUCGCGGGAACUGGAGGGUACGGGCGUCACGGUCAACGUGCUGGUGCCGGGCGGAAUGUCCAACACCAACCUGAUCCCCGACGACGCGGUGCACAGCCGCGAGGGGAUGAUUCAGAACGACGUAAUGCGGGCUCCGGUGGUAUGGCUGGCCUCAGAGGCCUCCGACGGAACCAACGGGAUGCGAUUCAUCGGAUAUUUGUGGGACGAGUCGCUGCCGCUGGAAGAGCGCAUCGAGCGUGCCGGAGCCCCGGCGGCGUGGCCGCAGCUGGGAGCGCAGGCGAUACGGCCCGGGCAGUAG
Geodia barretti is the source of this 795-nucleotide messenger RNA. The record is from the annotation of a GenBank genome assembly. NCBI's taxonomy places the organism in Eukaryota, Metazoa, Porifera, Demospongiae, Tetractinellida, Geodiidae.